ACUUUAUAUAUUCAUAUUCCGUCCCCUGGUUAGGGUGCGGAAUGUGACGCUCGAAAGGCACAAAGAGGCGAACUGCGUUUACCCGUCCUAGGCAUUUGCGUGGUGCUUUCUUUCGUUGACACGAGUAAUGGCCCUCUCUGAGAAGGAAUUGGCGGUCCUGCUCAGUUUGCUGCAGGAUGAGCAGUUGGAGAAGCUGACGUUUGAGUCCCUGGGGCAAACCCUUCAACACAACUUUGCCAAGCAAGAUCACUUUCGUGUCAGCUGUGCUCUCGUGAUGCUCAUUCAACAGUCUGACCUGAUCAGCGGUCCAUGCCAGCGAAUUGUGGCUUUGUACUUCCUCUAUGAGAUGUACCGGACGGAGUCAAUUCACAUGAAUCCUUUUAUCUCCGUCUUUGUUCACUUACUGAAUCCUGUGGAGGAGACGGCUGGGAAGAAGCCUGAAUUUGCGCACGUGAUCCCCAAGCUGACGGUGCAAGAGAAGUACUUCCUCUCGCAGUUACUGACUGUGCCAGCCAAAGAUCUUUUCAAAAAGACACCGUGGCAAGUGGUCAGUUUGGAUGAAAGCAACCUUCAGAUGGGCGACACCGGAGGAAUCCAGGUGUCCUUUGCGGAGCGCCAAUCGGAAAUGCCGCAGUCGAGCAGGUCCGGAAUCCCGCUGGUUGUAGCGGAUCCAGACCCCAAGCCCCUUCUUUUUGGCGGCGAAGCCCCGAGUCCUGCAAAGGCGAUGCAGCAGUUGCUGGCUGUGGACAAGCCGCCGGUGGAGUUAGUCUUCCAGCCAGAGUUCUUGCGACUUGUGCCUCCUCUUCACGACGCCGAAGGAGAGGUGCUGUGGCUGACACCGGUGAACCAGGAGGAGCACACGGUGUUGUGGGACCCCUCGGUGUGCCUCAGCGACACGGCCGGCGCCGAGGCCAAAAGGCUCAUGGCCAGGGCCUUCAAGAGCACCCUGACCCAAGCGCAGCAGCAACAGCUCUUGGAGGAACUUGCAGCCGACCCCAAGCUCGUGUACCACAUUGGCCUCACACCCGCCAAGCUGCCGGAAUUGGUGGAAAAUAACCCGCUGGUGGCGAUCGAAGUUUUGUUGAAGCUGAUGCAAUCGAGUCAAAUCACGGAGUAUUUUUCGGUCCUUGUCAAUAUGGAGAUGUCGCUGCACUCGAUGGAGGUCGUCAACAGGCUGACUACCGCUGUGGAGCUUCCAACCGAGUUUGUGCACCUGUACAUAUCCAACUGCAUCUCUACCUGCGAAACCAUCAAGGACCGCUACAUGCAGAACAGACUGGUUCGGCUGGUGUGCGUGUUCCUGCAGUCCCUCAUACGCAACAAAAUCAUCAACGUGCAGGACUUGUUCAUUGAAGUGCAGGCCUUUUGUAUCGAGUUCAGCCGAAUCAGGGAAGCGGCCGCCUUGUUCCGACUCUUGAAGCAGUUGGACAGCGCGGAGCAGGGUCCGUCAUCGCCGUCUCAAACAAGUGCCAAGCAGUAAAGAAGAAUGUGCGCGUUUGAAUCUCGAGUUGCACCUCGUUUGGACCUUUUAAUAAUGCGUGCGUUGGUCCGCGACAGUCCAGUGCCCAAGUGUGCGAGCAGUAUGUUCUCUGGUGUAAGUGUGGGAAUGCCAGAGCUUGCAGAAAUUCCCUGUCGGUUUCCGAGCGUCGGGAUGACCGGGGAAAAUUGACCCGUUCAGUCAGUUUUAAGUAGGUCUCGUCUGCUUUCAGUGGGGGUUCCAUACGGGAACUAAAACCGAAAACGAUGGUUCGGUUACGGGUUGCCGAUACCGCUAUAGUGAUAAAAUUGUCUUUGUUUCGAAUUUUUUAAGUUUGCGUUUCCGGAUCUCGGUUACCGGUUUAAAGUUUCUCGAAAGGCCGGCUUAUUUUGGUUUUGAAUAAAAAUGUGAAAAUAGGCCUUUAGGAAGUUGCUUGUUAGAAAUUAAAUAUUAGAACUGGA
This is a messenger RNA of Ixodes scapularis (black-legged tick), 1938 nucleotides long. RefSeq names its product CCR4-NOT transcription complex subunit 11 (gene Not11). NCBI's taxonomy places the organism in Eukaryota, Metazoa, Arthropoda, Arachnida, Ixodida, Ixodidae. Gene Ontology annotation, cellular component: CCR4-NOT complex. Bases 128 to 1480 code for a protein of 450 amino acids. The record is from RefSeq and is a predicted model, not a curated record. Gene Ontology annotation, biological process: mRNA catabolic process; negative regulation of translation. The transcript has 13 exons.